Molecule: messenger RNA, 336 nt
Organism: Lactuca saligna
Lineage: Eukaryota; Viridiplantae; Streptophyta; Magnoliopsida; Asterales; Asteraceae
Source: the annotation of a GenBank genome assembly
AUGGCGGGUGAAUCUGUUAAAGCGAAGAGACAACCUAGCAGGUUACAGCGGAGAGCGCCGGCGUCGAUACAGGUAACUCCGGUCGGUCACUGGAAUGUAGCGAUCCCCCUUUUAUCUCCGCUGGUUUUGUCGCCGGAAGUGAAGACUAAUUGUGUUGAAAAUAUGAAAGAGGAGUGUCGACGAGUUGUGAAUAGUGAUAAUAAUAAGAUCGCAUCGGAGGCGGAGAAGACGCCGAUUGUGUAUAAGAAAUGGCAACAUCCGGCUGCUCCGUUUUACUACGAGUCAGCUCCGCCGUUACUGCAGUCGAUUUGUACUGGUAUUGUUGAUAGGAGUUGA